Molecule: messenger RNA, 339 nt
Organism: Letharia columbiana
Lineage: Eukaryota; Fungi; Ascomycota; Lecanoromycetes; Lecanorales; Parmeliaceae
Exons: 1
Coding region: 1-339 (112 amino acids)
Source: RefSeq, a predicted model, not a curated record
AUGGAGAACACUGCGGAGAAACCAAGCGGCAACAAGGCCCCCAGCACCAAGAACACGGCUCAGCUCUCCAAGAUCCCACGUCAUAUGCUCUCCACGGUUCCACAUCAAAUCAUCACUCAACAAGCGGAGAACACCACUGCAACUUGGCCUGUCAUCCCCACUACAUUAAGGAGUAAGAGGAGGAACUACAACAGGCAAAUGCGGAGAACACUGCGGAGAACACUAGGAGAAACUGCGGAGAAACCAAGCGACAACAAGGCCACCAUCGUCAAGAACACGGCUCAGCUCUCCAAGAUCCCACGUCACAUCAGUUAUCCACUCAGUCAGCCACUCAGCUAG